CUCUUUUUCAAACACACACACACACACACACACACACACACGCCAUGAAGCGUGGGUCGAGUGUGUUGCAGCCUCCCUCUGAUGUGGCCAAACGACACACACACACACACACACACCCCGCACACACACACACAGGCGCCGUGUGCGGUGAACACACGGCGGACGCGCGCGCCGAAGGUUCAAGCCCUUUCCCAGCAGCCACCUCUCUGUUCAGCCCUGAUGUCAGCACCAAGAUGGCGUCCGACCUCCUGAUCAGGCUGUCAGAGGCCACGCAGAAAGUCCAAGUGCAUCCUGGGAGCCAAGUGGAGGCAGAGCCUGAGCGGCGUGAGGCCCACCCGGAAGCACGCGGCGGUCAGCAGGACGAGCCCGGCCCCGCUCUCUCACCAGACGGCCCUGGGGCCAGUCCAGACCCGCCGCCGCUCACGCACACGGCCGACGGCAACGCGACGCCGGACACACUGGCCUCUGACCUGCUGAGGAAACUGGCGGAGCGACAGGAGGAGCACUGUCAUGGCGUCAGGGUCAAAGAAGAAGAAGAGCCGAUGGAGGUGGACGCCGUGGCGAUCUCUGACCUCAUCCACGAGCGACCGCUCGCCACAGAGAUGACCUCAUUCCCGCCCAAAAUGCAGAGCUGCCGUCUGUUCGCCAUAAAAACAGAGGAGCAGAGUCUCAGCAGCAACAGGACAACUGAGCACCUGCUCCCCCGAGCCAAAAUGGCCGACCGCUGUCUCCUUGGCCUCAAGAUGGAGGACGGUUUCUUCCCUCGAGGGCCCCACGUUGGUACCGAGGCGGCUGUCGGCGUCAACGAGUUUCACUUUAGAGUGAAAAUGGAGGCUCAGGACGGAGCCAAGAUGGCGGAGGAGCUUCUCUCCGGAGCCAAGAUGGAGGACCAGUUUCUGCUGAAGACGAAACACCUGUCAGAGCGGCCAAAGCUCGGCCACAGCAAGUGUCUCUCCGGAGUGAAGAUGGAGGAGGCGUUCCCGUCAGGAGCCAAGAUGGCCGACCGGCUCCUCCCCGGAACCAACAUGGCUGACCAGGUGUUUUCCCGAGUGAAGGCGGAGGAGCAGCUUUUCUUUGGAGCCAAAAUGGAGGAUCAGUGUCUGAGGGCGGUGCUGUGGCAGGACAUGUCGGUGAACCUGGCGUCAACGCUGCUGCACCAGCUGUCAGAGAGGGUCACUAAAUCCACCGGUCAGCUGAUGGAGAGGUCGACUCCGCCCAUCAGGAGCAGUCCUGUUUUGAAGCUGAAUGUGGACUCGCUCCGCCCUCCCACACUUGUGAACGCCCAUGAACCUGUACAAGAAACUCAAACCACCGUCAGCAGAGAUCAAACUACGGGUUAUUUCUACAGGUGUCAUGUGUGCGGGUUUGAGACGGAGGGGCGUGUCCUCUUCCAGAGUCACAUGACGGAACACCGCCAAUGGGAGCGCGGCUCCUUCUCGCUGCACUGUUGUGUGUGUGAGCACUCGACCAAUCAGGAGGCAGAGAUGAGCGUUCACGCCCACACACACGUGCAUGGAGACGCGGGCGUCAACGGAGACGCCAGCAGGGCUCCUGCAGUUGCCAUGGUAACCCAGCCAGAGACGAGCAGCUCUGAGCAUCGCUGCCGCAUCUGCCAGAGGUCGUUUCCAGGGCAACAGGAGCUGCUGGUUCACUUCCAGGGUCAUCGCCAAGGCAACCAGUACCGAUGCGACCGGUGUGGUCACCUGACGCGGACGGCCAACAAGCUGGUGGAGCACGUGCGCGUGCACACGGGCGAGCGGCCGUUCACCUGCGACCUCUGCCCUUACAGCGCCAAGAGGCGGGACAGUCUGCGUCUGCACUGCAAGGUCAAACACGCUAAUGCUAACGCCGGCGGCGGUGGAGUGGCGGACGCGCCGGGCGACGUGCACACGCACCGCUCAUACGUGCACGGAGACAAUCAGCGCUCACACAAACAUGUGCAGCGUCUGCACACGCGGCCGCACACACACACACACAUUGCUGCACCUUCAUCGUCAUCAUCAUCGUCGUCUCUCCCUCCUCUUCAUCCCUUGCUCUCUGACCGAGCAGGAUGGAGAGAUUUAUCUCCUCUCAUCCCCAUCACUACACUCAUCUCUCUGAAGCCACGCCCCCUUUCAGCCUCCUCUUCCUCCUCUUCCUCCUCUUCUUCUAAACACUCGUUUCUCUGUUACCUUGGUCUGACAACUUCUUAAUAAACUCUCCUUCCUCCCUUUCUUCCUCUCCUACCUCUCAUCUCCUCAUUUCCUGCCUUCUUCUCUACUUCUCUUUGCUUCUCCUGUUCUCUUUCCUUGUUUCCUCUCCUUGAUUCCUUUUUUCUCCUCUCCUGCUCACUCCUUGUUUCCUCCCCUCCCAUCCU
Messenger RNA from Solea senegalensis (Senegalese sole), 2356 nucleotides. Its product is annotated as zinc finger protein 562-like. The transcript has 8 exons. Lineage: Eukaryota; Metazoa; Chordata; Actinopteri; Pleuronectiformes; Soleidae. The record is from RefSeq and is a predicted model, not a curated record. The coding region runs from base 45 to 2192 and encodes 715 amino acids.